UUUGCCAUAGUGGGGCCUCCCUUGUCGACGGUCCCAGUUGGACCUCCAGGCUCCGCAUUUUGCAGAGGCACUUUCCCUCCCAGCUCCACACCCCAGGAUUUGAAUAUGGCACGUUCUUCGAAUCCAUCAAAUUCUGAGAGCCCGUCAUCAUCGCGAUCCCCUUCUGGAGAAGAGAGAGAGGAGACAGAGUUCUUGGCGGAUGAGUCUCCAGUCGAGGAGGAAGAUGAUGUUCCAGAAAACGGACCACCGGAGGAAGAGAUCCUAGAUGAAUGUCUGCAUAAGUAUCAGGAGGUCUUUGAAGACACCUUUGAGGAGAUGCGCCUGACCACUGAUGUUGUAGAAGAAGUGCGGCAGGCUUUCAACCAGUUCAUUGCAUUGCAGUCAAGCAGAGACGCAGCAGGUAUGGUGUGA
This is a messenger RNA of Cladocopium goreaui, 411 nucleotides long. NCBI's taxonomy places the organism in Eukaryota, Dinophyceae, Suessiales, Symbiodiniaceae. The record is from the annotation of a GenBank genome assembly.